Lotus japonicus is the source of this 1369-nucleotide messenger RNA. RefSeq lists its product as uncharacterized. The record is from RefSeq and is a predicted model, not a curated record. The transcript has 6 exons. NCBI's taxonomy places the organism in Eukaryota, Viridiplantae, Streptophyta, Magnoliopsida, Fabales, Fabaceae. Bases 110 to 1015 code for a protein of 301 amino acids.
UGAUAAAACAAAGCUUCAUUUUUCCAAUCUCUUUCUUGUGUUCCUCUUCUUACUCUUGCAAUCUUCUUCAACCUUUCUCUCUGACUUUCUUUCUACUGUGACACGAGCAAUGGAGGACUUCUGGAAGAGAGCCAAGACAUUCGCGGAGGAGGCGGCGAAGAAAUCGCAAGCCCUCACCAGCUCCUCCGCCACCGCCCGGAUCGCCGAUCUCGUCUCCGAAACCGCCAAGAAAUCCAAGGAUUUCGCCGCCGAGGCCUCCAAACAUGCCGACAUCAUCAAAACCGCCGCCCUCCGCCAAGCGGAUCAGAUCAAGUCGUUCUCCGACACCAUCUCCAUCCCUCCCCAACUCUCCGCCAUUGCCGCUGCUGCUACCGCUACGGCACCACCACAACCCUCCGUUUCUGAGGAAGACCUUGAAAAGUUCUGCGUCACCGAUGAUCUCAGAUCCUUCGUCAAAGGGCUCACUUCUACCACCUUCACAAACUUUACCCUCAGUUCUGAUGAAUCUGAGGGUUCUAAUGUGCCCACUUCGGGCUCGAAUGUUCGGAAGGAUCUUAAUGAGUUCCAGGAGAAGCAUGCCACUCUUGUUUUAACUACUGUCAAGGAAAUUUCAAAGUUGAGAUAUGAACUAUGUCCGCGUGCUAUGAAAGAAAGACACUUUUGGAAGAUAUAUUUCAUACUUGUCAACACCCACGUGGCUCCGUAUGAGAAGCGAUAUAUGGAGGAGGUUCAGCUCAGAGAAGCAGCAAAGCAGAAUGUGGAUACUGAGGUAGAGCAAACUGCUGUUAGUGGAGGAUCUGGAAAGGCUGAAGCAACAGGGAAGAAUUUGAAGAGUAAAUCUUCCAAUUCAUCCUCUGAGCAGGACUUGGAUUCAUUUCUUCUUGGAGACCUUGAAGACAGUGAUGGAGGUCCAGAUGAUGGUGAGGGCAGCUUUGAUGAUGAUUUUGACAAGAUUGGCAAUUCUGAUGUUGAAGAUGAGAAGCAUGUGAAGAAAACAUCUUCUGCAACAGUUUAGUAUGUGCAAUUACUUGUGUUUGAGACUCUAGUGAAAAUGAAGUUUGCUGCUUGAAACUAACUGAGAUAUCACUGAAUGGUAAAAAGAUAAAAGGUUGCAGCAGGUCUGGAGUUCAAGAAUGAUGGCUGUGACAAUGUGUAGAUUUGGUGAGCUGGUUAGGAAAACUCAAGUUAUUCGUUAUUGUUUAUUUGUUCAUCGUAGUGCCCUAUAUAGUGGCGCAUAUCGUUAGAUAAACAAGUUGGCGAUGUACAGUUUACCUUAUUUGUUGAUGUGUUAUCAGUUACCAAAUUCUUACAUAUGAAGUUUUAACUAGUGAAUAGCGCGAGCAUAAAAACUCGGCCUUUGUUGCAAGAA